CAAACGUCAAAGCUAACGGCAGUAUACAUAGAAAAGUUUUUUGCAGUCGUCCUGAAUUUUUCACGCACAAAACGAAAAGUGUAACGCAAUCGCUACAAUAUAAUAUUUAAGCAGAAAAAGGAGAAAAUGUUAUACGUUUAACAAAUAGCUGGAAAUUCAAAAUAUGAUUGUUAUCUAAUCGUAAACGUAGGGCCAAAGCCUUAAACUAGAUAAAUUGAUGGAAUGUCUAUGUGUAUGACAAUAUAGAAAAUCGGACAACAAUUUAAUCAGGCCGGAUAAGAUUUAUGUUGCGGCUCAAAUCAACUCUUCAAGUGCUGCAUUAUGGCGAGACUAACUUGGGCCCGGAGUCGCCUCUGCCUUAGUGUUCUAUUGGUGUUCAUAUGUUGGGCACCUGACGUCAAUCUAGUUGCUGGCGAAACUAUUAAUUACAAUCUAGUGCACUCAUGGGCGGACCGACUAGGCUUGGAACUAUUUUCCCUGGGCGAUUUCAUCACCAGACGCAAGGAAUUACUAGAAAACUUUAAACAAGAAGGAGCAAAAGUAGUUCCACGACAGGGAGGCGCAAUUGUCGAAUCAAUGGCCAAAGAAGUAGAAAUGAUGAUGGAUCUUAAAGUCAGCGCAGUGCGACGUAUUAUGGAUACGGCAGAAAACACCGCCUUGUCACAUCAAAACGAUUUGGCGGACAAAAUGUUCUCAUACUAUAAUGCCAAAGAGAUGGCGGAGCCCGGCGAACCGACGCCACCACCUCCAACAACUCCACCGGAUAUGGAUGACCAGAUUGGUGAACCACUCAUCUAUGUGCCGCCCAAGGUGUUGGUUUUGGAGCCAAGACCAGAAUUUCAUAACACAUCGGUCAACUUCAGUGUCAGUUCAGUGCACGUGCCUGUGAAUGUGUUUGAUCGAGCAUCGGAUGUUAUAAAAGCGAUUCAAUGGUCGGAGAAUUUGGAUCAAAUCUUCCGUGAUAAUUAUAAAAACGAUCCCAGUUUGUCGUGGCAAUUUUUUGGCAGUUCAACAGGCUUUAUGCGUCAAUUCCCAGCAUCGAAAUGGAAGAAGGAUGUUCCGGUCGAUCUAUAUGAUUGCCGAUUUCGCUCUUGGUACAUGGAGGCGGCGACAAGCCCAAAGGAUAUUAUUAUCCUAUUGGAUAAAUCUGGCUCAAUGUUGGGACAGAGGCUAGAUAUCGCAAAGCAUGUUGUCAAUACAAUACUCGACACGUUGGGUACAAAUGACUUUGUGAACAUCUUGACCUUUGAUAAUAAAGUCACCCCGCUUGUCCACUGUUUCGAAGAUCAGCUAAUUCAAGCAAAUCUGGGCAACAUCCGUGAACUAAAAGAAAAGAUUGAAACGAUUAAACCCCAAUCGAUUGCCAAUUAUACCGCCGCACUUACUUAUGCAUUUGAAAUAUUCGAAACUGCGAGACUUAAUUCGCGCGGAGCACUUUGCAACCAGGCCAUAAUGAUUGUUGGCGAUGGAGCUCCGGAAACUAAUGAAGAAGUUUUCCGGUUUUACAAUUGGCGUGAUCCGCCUUAUAGGCCGGUGCGCGUGUUCACCUAUUUAAUUGGUAAAGAGGUGGCAAAUUGGGAUGAUAUACGGUGGAUGGCAUGCGAGAAUCAGGGCUAUUAUGUGCACCUCAGUGAUACUGCAGAGGUGCGUGAAAUGGUCUUAAACUAUAUACCGGUAAUGGCUAGACCUCUGGUAUUGGGUAGGCACGAUCAUCCGGUUAUAUGGACGCAAGUUUAUGCGGACCUUGAGGAUACCAAGCUGUCCGAUCAUUUGUGGGAGUUGAAACAGUGCGAGGAACAAAAGGAAGAUGUCCUUGAAUACAGACGAGUUCAGGACGCGAUGCUGGAACCCAGCCAAAUGCGUCAGCGAGCGUAUCAACGGACAAAGGAGACGUGGGACCAACCAGUUGACUCGGAUGUUUAUCAAUUCAUGACAACCGUGUCAAUGCCAAUUUACGAUCGACGUGAGAAUGCGCUCAUUAAUCUAACGACCGAUAUAAAUCCGGCUGCCAAGCAAAAUACCAUAGUUACAAGAAUCGCAAACAUUUUGGGCGUGGCUGGAACCGAUGUACCAAUAACUGAAAUCAAGAAGUUGCUGUCGCCCUAUAUGCUUGGCGUCAAUGGCUAUGCGUUUAUAGUAACCAAUAAUGGUUAUGUACUAUUCCAUCCAGAUUUUCGUCCUAUUUUCCAAGGAUAUAUCUUAAAACCCGCUUACAAUAGUGUAGACAUGAUUGAAGUCGAGCUGCUGGACGAUGAUAGAAUCGCCAGAGACUUUAACCCAGUGCUAAUGACGAUACGCGAUUCGAUAAUCAAUCAGUCGACUGGAAGCAAAUGGAUGUUAGUCAAGAAUCAUUUCGAUGAAAUGAAAAGAGUGAUUCGUGUCAAGCGGCAAUAUUACUGGACUGCCAUUAAAAAUACGCCAUUUACACUGGUAAUCACAUAUCCAGAGAAGUAUGGAGUGAAUCGAGUGGAGCCACCAAUUGAACAAGAUAUCCACCGCACUCACAUUUCGGGUGGCAAAACAAUACGCAGCUUCUUUGAUGGCAAGCGAUGGAAAAUCCAUCCCGAUUGGCUUUAUUGCAAGCAAACCAACAAGACAUUCCGAACACCCGAAACAGAGCUACUUUAUUUUGUGGAUCGUAUGUCUGAGCCUGGUUGGCACUGGCCAUCGAGUCGAAGCGCAAUGCCCCCGGAACAUGCCGCGGCCAUAUACUCUAACAACUCAUCAACUGGCCGAUAUUCAUCAAUCAAUGAAAAAGAAAGAUACUAUUGUGAUCGCCAACUAAUGCAAUCUCUUGUCUUUGAUGCCCGUGUCACAAAGGGAUUCUUCGACAAAUCCAAUUAUGAUGAAAAGAGCGUUAGCGCAUCAAGCCCAAUAGCCGUAUUAAUGGGUUUGCUGCCAAGACACGAAUUCAAACAGCGAUUUGGCAUUAACGUCGUUUUUUUGGCCACACAAAGUGGUCUAACACGUUGGCAUGAGAUCCACACGAAUGCAGCAGAGCAGCCAGGUGCUGGUGAGAGCUUCAGUCAGCAACAUAAACGAGCAAUCGAUGAGAUUUGGUACAAACGAGCCGUCGAUCAAUAUUUUGUUCACCAAGAGAGUUUUGUCUACUCUGUGCCUUUCGAUGCCGCCGAGAGUGGCUCGGAAAUUAUUGUAACUGCCAGCAAUGCCAUAUUUUAUAAUGAGAGUUCCAAAUCGGCUCCAGUUGCAGUCGUCGGUUUCCAAUUUCAAUACUCUGCCUUUUACAAGCUCUUCCACAAUAUAACCGGCAAUGCCUGUUCCAUAGAUGAUAAGGAUUGUUACAUAUUGGAUAACAAUGGCUUUAUAGUCAUGUCAACACAAAAACAUGAAACUGGACGAUUCUUUGGUGAAAUCAAUGGAGCUAUUAUGAAGCGCUUAGUGGAGGAAAAGGUUUACAAACGUGUUAUUGUCUAUGACUAUCAGGCAGUAUGUUUUGAGUUGCCAAAACCCAAUGACAACAAUGCCUCAAAUAUGGUACUUUCGCCGCUUUUCAAUCUGUUGCGUAUGAGCAAAUGGCUGCUGCAUUCGGCGCUGUGGUAUAUUGUUCAACUAUUGCAAUUGGCGCCCGGUGUUAUAGCCAAUUUUGAUAACUCGUUUUUGAAUUUAAGUCUCCCAGAAACAAAACAAGACCCAGCCGAAGAGAACAUCAACUCGAAGAACGGUUGGUUAAAGUAUUUAACAUUGCAUCGCACUCGCCUCAAAGCGUGUGACAUGCAACGCAACUUAUACACAUUAUACAAUGAAAAGGAUAACGUUGUCUACAAUAUGACAGCGCACGCAUGCGAGCGGCCAUUUGUAGUCUUGCCAAUUCCGAACAGUAAUCUAGUGCUGUUGGUCAUCGAUCAGCUUUGUCCUCGAGAUGUCUCAUUGGUUCUCACUGUGAAUCCCCAAACGAUGAAUUAUCCAUACGAGACUAAUGAGUCAUCGUGCUAUAAAAAUGUUCACGAAUUCCAUCGAGUUCGUCCUGCGAGCUGCAUUAAUCGCCAUAUAAAUGAAAGCAGCAUCAAGUUGUGCGGCAAGGGCUCCAGAAUCUAUCUGAAUCUCAUCCUAUUGCUAAUUGGCCUUAUACUGAAUCGCCUGUUUAACGUUGGUUGCAUUUUUAAUAUAAAUAAUUAAUUAUUAUUCACUAUUAAUACUCCUACAUAUAGUGAUGAUCUUUUUUUUUAAUUACUACACUUAAAAAUCAUUUUGCUCUUAAUUUUAAAACAAAAAUUUAUUUGACUCUGUUCAUUCAACUCAUACAAAGCUACUCGAAAUUGUUUAAAGGGGCAUGCAUUAUGCUUUAUAUAAACUAUUAAAUCUGACAGGGUGCGAUACGUACAAUGAUAUUUCUACGUGUAAAUUCAGUAAAGGCCUUAAGAAACUUACAAAACAACGUAGACCAAAAUAUAGCUAGCCCUUCUCGGUAAUAACGUAAUCGAAUUUUACAAGAGGACAUCUAAGUUGUUGAUGCGAUACUCAAAUAUUAUAAUUUCGAAAUUAUUGAUAUAAGAACGUUGGGUGAACAAUUCUACAAUUGUAUAAUACAAAAUCGACAAAAAUUUCACUUAUGUUAUUUUCACGAGAAGGGCUCUUAAUAACAAAUUGUAGCAAAACAAACAAUUUAAUAAGUAUCCCUUAACGUAAUACUUGAUUUUAAUUGGGGAAACAACCUAAUUAUUGCUUAUGCUAGGUGAAUUGUAUAUAUAUAUAUAUGUGUGUAUGUGAGAAAUAAAGAGAAGACGACAUCCAUGAGUAUAACUGCGUGUCAAAUAUGUGUUACAAGCUUAUUUUUAAUGCCCAAGUUUGUAAGUAACACUUAGCUAAUUAUUAUGAAACAUAAAAAUACUUUCAAAAGUGCGAAAUGCGAGAAAGUUAGCCAUUUAAACAUUCAUAUAGACAAUUAGCUCGGUAUAUUAAAUAAAUUUAAGUAGCUUUUGUAUACUAGCUUAGCUUAGACAUAAAACUAAACUUAAAAUAUAGAAUCAUUGAAAUGGCUUAAUACCAUAUUAAGUUAUUUUCUAAAGAUUUGUACUAAUUUAUUGUUUUUCUAUUUAAAACACCAAAUUCAUCUAUUAAUAGCACUAAUUGAUCGCAAACAUAACCCACAAGUACCUACAUAUGUAUAAAAUCGUUUUAUUAAUUACUUCUAACUUAAUAGAAAAUGCGAGCCAAAGAACUGAUCAGAUGCUGAAGUAUCAAGCAAAUGUAGAUCAAUACAUAACCAAAUGUCAUAAAUGAAAUAACAAAGAAUACGCAAAAGCAUUUAAGCUUAUUUGAAUACUAAAACAACACUAAAGUAAACAAAACAAAUUUGCAUCUAGAUUCCAAUAACAAAAAAGCUUUAUAUUGUGAGGUUUAAGUCGUCCUACUUAAGUUGAGUAGAUUAACUAUUCUAACUGCCGCGCAAAGGCUACUGUUAUUAACUAUUUACUCUAAGCAUAAUUUUCACAUUAUUUAUGUAUAUUUAAAUAAAAUUAAUAAAAAUUCUCCCA
This is a messenger RNA of Drosophila nasuta, 5495 nucleotides long. It is a transcript of the gene stj, whose product is annotated as voltage-dependent calcium channel subunit straightjacket. Gene Ontology annotation, cellular component: voltage-gated calcium channel complex. Lineage: Eukaryota; Metazoa; Arthropoda; Insecta; Diptera; Drosophilidae. Gene Ontology annotation, molecular function: voltage-gated calcium channel activity. The record is from RefSeq and is a predicted model, not a curated record.